CCCUUUGUGUGGGAGAAGAUGGCGGCGCGGGCGGGUUUCCAGUCCGUGACUCCCAACGCCGCCGGCGCUGGAGCCGCCGCUGGAACCGCUGGCUUGGGACCGGGCACUCCAAGCGGACCGGUUCGCAUGGGACCGGCUCCUGGACAAGGCUUGUACCGCUCCCCGUUACCGGGAGCCGCUUACCCGCGCCCCGGGAUGUUACCGGGCAGCCGGUUGGCACCUCAGGGCCCUUCCAUGGGGCCUCCCGGGUACGGCGGGAGCCCCGCGGUUCGGCCCGGGCUGGCCCAGGCCAGUCUGGAUCAGGCCCGCAAGAGACCGGCCCCGCAGCAGCUCCAGCAGGUCCAGCCCCAGGCUGUGCCCAACCGGAACCACAAUGCUAAAAAGAAGAAGAUGGCUGACAAAAUCCUACCUCAGAGGAUCCGUGAACUCGUUCCCGAGUCCCAGGCCUACAUGGAUCUGCUGGCAUUUGAGAGGAAACUGGAUCAGACAAUCAUGAGGAAACGCCUGGAUAUCCAGGAGGCUUUGAAGAGACCCAUUAAGCAAAAAAGAAAGCUCCGGAUUUUCAUCUCCAACACCUUCAAUCCAGCCAAGUCGGAUGCAGAGGAUGGGGAAGGAACUGUGGCUUCCUGGGAGCUUCGAGUGGAAGGACGACUGCUGGAAGAUUCUGCUUUGUCCAAAUAUGAUGCCACCAAGCAGAAAAGAAAGUUCUCAUCCUUCUUUAAAUCUCUGGUCAUUGAACUUGAUAAAGACCUGUAUGGCCCUGACAAUCACCUGGUAGAGUGGCACAGAACUGCUACAACUCAGGAGACAGAUGGCUUCCAGGUGAAGAGGCCAGGGGAUGUCAACGUGCGCUGCACCGUCCUCCUGAUGCUGGAUUACCAACCCCCCCAGUUCAAACUGGACCCCCGUUUAGCUCGGCUCCUGGGGAUCCACACUCAGACCCGUCCUGUCAUCAUCCAGGCCCUCUGGCAGUACAUCAAAACCCACAAACUCCAGGAUCCCCACGAGAGGGAAUAUGUCAUCUGUGACAAAUACCUCCAGCAGAUAUUUGAGUCUCAGCGGAUGAAGUUCUCAGAAAUCCCCCAAAGACUUCAUGCCUUGCUUAUGCCCCCAGAACCCAUCAUCAUUAAUCAUGUUAUCAGUGUUGACCCAAAUGACCAGAAGAAGACAGCUUGCUAUGACAUUGAUGUGGAGGUGGAUGACACCUUGAAAACUCAGAUGAAUUCUUUUCUCCUCUCCACUGCCAGCCAACAGGAAAUUGCUGCUCUGGAUAACAAGCAGUUGAGUUGCCGUGCUUAUCUCCUCCAGAUUCAUGAAACAAUAGAGACAAUUAACCAGCUGAAGACCCAGAGGGAGUUCAUGCUGAGCUUUGCCCGAGAUCCUCAGGGCUUCAUCAAUGAUUGGCUGCAGUCCCAGUGCAGGGAUUUAAAGACAAUGACUGAUGUUGUUGGGAAUCCUGAGGAGGAACGUCGAGCUGAGUUCUACUUCCAGCCCUGGGCUCAGGAAGCUGUGUGCAGAUAUUUCUACUCCAAGGUGCAGCAGAGACGGCAGGAACUGGAGCAGGCCCUGGGGAUCCGUAACACAUAGACUGCUCCUCUCCUCCCCAGCCAGAGGGCAUCCCAGCUUUUGGUGUGUGGAGACAAGAGCUGCAGAGUGCUGGCUGUUAAAAGCUCACAUCAGCCCAUUCUGGCAGUGAGGUCUGGCAUCAUUAUUCCUCCUGGCAUUGUCCCCACUGGGCAACACCAGGACACCUGGGGUAUUCUGGGGUGUGGCAAGCAGAUGGGCUCUAACCAACACACAUUUCUACCUGGUUUUCUUCCUGACUGUUGCCUUCUCAGUCCCAAGGCUUCUGAGAGCCUCCCUUUGACUCUGCACUACCUGUAGUGUCCCCCAGUAGCCAGUAUGACUCCUGACUUGGGAGCCUUUAGUUCAGAAACCACAGCCCAUUCCUCCCCAGUUAGCAGAUGGGAGACACUGGGUCAGGGAAGCCUGGACCUGCUCCAAGUGAGCAGCCUCUUCCCUGCCUCCUUUGAUAGCAAGGUGCUGGGAAUUGUAGUGGGCAGGAUGCCACGAGCUGAGAUACCUCCCUGCCCUCACUCCCUCUCUUGGAGGGUGCUGCUGCACUGGGCUGCCCCAUGGGUCACUCUCCUCCUUGAGGAAGUGACUGGACUGGGUAGAGAAUUGCUUCUUCUUCCCUUGCCCCUCUUUCCCUGCCCUCUUCCCUUUGUGUUGACAGAAAAUCCCAGGCUGGGAUCAGAGGGGAGUUGAGGUGUUGGCUUACUGCAGGGAUGUGGAAGCAUUCGGGUGAUGAAACUUCACUGCACUUG
Molecule: messenger RNA, 2327 nt
Organism: Calypte anna (Anna's hummingbird)
Lineage: Eukaryota; Metazoa; Chordata; Aves; Apodiformes; Trochilidae
Gene: SMARCD1
Product: SWI/SNF related, matrix associated, actin dependent regulator of chromatin, subfamily d, member 1
Exons: 13
Coding region: 19-1587 (522 amino acids)
Biological process (GO): regulation of transcription by RNA polymerase II
Cellular component (GO): SWI/SNF complex; nucleus
Source: RefSeq, a predicted model, not a curated record